UAACUUUAGGAUGUCGAUAGAAUAAACUACGAUAGAGUAUAACCAGUAUGGAUUUCUUGAAAGCUGAACUUGCUAGGAAAAAGGCACUGCUGGAAGAACGAGAGAAGAAGUUAGCAAACGGGAAGACAUACGUGAAGAGAAGUGAGAUAGAUAAGUACGAGACUGAGAGAUAUUUUGAACGUUGUACCAAACGUAAGAAGAUAUCCAGCGAAGAGGGGAAACACGAAGAUCAGGAUGAAGACAUUGCAGACGCUAAGGAAGUGAAGCCCUUGAUGGAAGUAGCUGAAGUGAUAAAACGGCUGAGGGAGAGAGGAGAGCCGAUCAAACUGUUCGGAGAAAUCCGAAGUGAAACAUACCAACGUUUGAGAAGCUUGGAGAUGAAGGAACCAUCUGGAUCAAAAUCACAAACUGAUUUUAAAUCAGCCAUGGAAAAGAUCGAUCAGGAAUACUUAAAAGCGAUGAUGAUGGAGCUGCAUGGUGAUAAAGUGGAAAGAAAAGCACUGAAAGUAUUAGCUAGUAUGGAUGAAAUGAAGGAAAUAUGUAAAGGUAUAGCGGACCCUGACGCAGAUAAAGAUAAGCUAUUUGGAUUAGUCAGACAAUUCUAUCGGUGGUUAUUUGACGUCUACGAGCAAACAGGCGAAAAGAAAUACAGAGAAAACGAAGGCGACCUCGUUGUCAAACUUGAACGCGCCAAAAUCAAGCAGGCGGAAACAUACAUCAGACCACUUUUCAAAACUCUCAAGAAGAAGACACUUGAUGAAACUUUAUUGCGAUCAUUCGGUGAGAUAGGUGGUGCUGUACUUGAGAAGGACUAUAUCGGUGCAAAUGAUGUGUAUUUGAGGACUGCUAUAGGUAACGCAGCGUGGCCCAUUGGGGUCACUAUGGUGGGUAUUCACGCCCGAACGGGCAGAGAAAAACUUUUCGCUCACAACGUAGCUCACGUACUGAACGAUGAGUUUCAGAGAAAGUAUUUGCAAGCUAUUAAGCGUUUGGUCACAUUUGCUCAGCGACAUUUCCCAACUGACCCUUCGAAGUGCGUUGAGUAUAACGCUUGAAGUUUUACCUAUUAUUUUACUCAUCAGAAUUUUUGGAUCAAUUGUCGGCCGAUCCAAUGACGCUGAUUCGAGAUUACUGAAUUGACAAUACUAAUACUAUCAAAUCCCUACUAUUUUUAAUCAGAAAAUGUAUUAUCAACUAAUCAAGGCCGAAAUAUGCGUAGCCGAACUCCGAAGAUGAUAUGAGGUGUUCUAGCAAAAAUUUUAAAAGAAUAUCACCACCUGAAAUACCACUUAUACAAAUCGCUAAAUCGCAUGAGUAUAUAUUGUUGUGUUUGAAGUGAUAUCUCAAAUUUGGCACACAGAAAGUCGCCCCAACUGAUUCAGAUUACCUGUCUUAUAGCCAAAUUAGUCAAAUCUGACUAAUUGUGAGAUAUUUUCUUGUUCGAAGUGAUAUCACACAUUUUGAUCAUAAAAAUUUACCCAAACGUGCACAUAUUGCCAUUCUUGUACUUAUCUUACCAUCCGGAAAGUUUGAAGGAAGUCUCACAGUAUGAUCUGGAAGAAAUUAUUCCAUGCAAUUGCAUAAAACGCUUGAUUUUCGGCCCUGUAAUUCGGAACCGUACAUUAAACUAAGAACUUGAGGUAGCGCGCGAGGACAUUUUGCUGUAUGAAGUUUUGUUAUUUUCGCGCUGCACUUAUUUCUAAACUGUUUGCGUUAAGAACAUACGUGUACCAGUUUAAAAUUAAUUAAUUAAAAUAUGUGUUUCACAUGGAUGCGACGAUAUUUUAAUAUUUAUAAUGAUGGUUUACACAGGCAUUUGUAGAGGAGAUUUGCACUAGUGAUUGUAACAGCGCUGCCACAUUUGGGGGUCCCAUCUCAAUUUAACGGAGUAAAAUACGGAAGUACAGAACUUGUUAAAUUAUUGAGAAGAGAAUGUUAUCACUGCCCCUGGAUACAGUACGUGCUAUUCAGAUGUUGCGCUAGAUGUUACUAUAUAUAACUGUAUAAGUAUUGAGUUGUGAAGUCUUUGACGUGAAUCGUUAGGAAAUGAGGUACUUUGAGGCACUUUGAGGCUUGAGGCAAGUUGCUUUUGCCAUAUAACUCGAUAUUUUUACUCUAUAUUUACUUUCAUUCAUGUUUAAAUUUGUGACGGCUUGAAAACUGUAAAUCUCAAUUGACAUAAAGCAACAGUAA
Molecule: messenger RNA, 2193 nt
Organism: Bolinopsis microptera
Lineage: Eukaryota; Metazoa; Ctenophora; Tentaculata; Lobata; Bolinopsidae
Product: pre-mRNA-splicing factor 18-like
Exons: 5
Coding region: 48-1055 (335 amino acids)
Biological process (GO): RNA splicing; generation of catalytic spliceosome for second transesterification step
Cellular component (GO): U5 snRNP; U4/U6 x U5 tri-snRNP complex; U2-type post-spliceosomal complex
Source: RefSeq, a predicted model, not a curated record